AUCGACUUUAAAGCUUCCUUGAUACUUCCUUAACUAAGGGUCAACUCAAGGUUUCUUUGCUCGCUGGGUUGUACAUCUGCCACAUCCGUUCCUCCUAACCGAAGCUCGCAUGUCUACGACCAAGGAAUAUCUUGUGUAAUACAAGAUGGAGCCUUCGGCCGCUCCCGAUCUUCAUCAUGUUUGGGUUACGGAGAAGGAUGAUAUGGUAGCCAAAUACGAGUCGGAUCUUGCCCUCCAAGAGGAGUUGUUCGACAAGUUGGUGCAGGAACUUCGUUCGGUCAACGAGAGCAACCUUCGAGAAUUGAAGGCCGUUGUGCCGUCAAAGUUGUACAGGGACAUCAUCUCGCCCAUGGCCGAAAAGAGUUUUAACUAUGACAAGCGCGAGAUUGAAGCCAGUCACAAGAAACGAAUCGGGCUUAUCGAGGACAAGCAUACGAAAGCGCUUGCUCAGCAUGAAGUGCUCUAUCGAGAAAAGCUCAAGGCCGCCCUUGUGAAUAAGAACCAGCCAGCUCCGAAGCCUGGUUCUCUACCAAUCCUUAGUGAGUCGACUGAUGAUCGGAGUGAUCACGUCUCGGUGUCUGAAAAUUCAAAAAAACGCAAGGCGUCCACACCCGAAGAAACCCACCCUAAGCGAUUACGCGUUGACACUUCCGUCAACCAAGUCCGCACUCCUGCGCCUACGCCCGCGAACGAACCCGCCCAUUCGCCAAGACGGACAAUCACCUUCGACGAAGUCUAUCAAGACGGCCGUGCGAAGCACAAGGACAUUAUUGUCGAAUGGCCGACCGGCAGCCGGCAAUGGUAUAUCCUGAAGUGUGAGCAGCACGGUCUUCGCUUUACGAGAAAUUCGGUCCAAGGUGCUGCUAAACACCUGAACGGUAAUGGCCACGGCCGCACGGAUCGGAAUCGAGAUUAUGCGGUCAAGACUCUCGGUUACCUGGUAACGGGCUGCGAUGAGAAUUUGGCAAAAUUGAAUAACCAGGUUGCGGAGGAAGCUUAUGCGAAUGGUUAUAAACCACCUUUACCUCGACUAAAGAAACAGCGUGAUCCUUUAACGGGCUCUAAGAAGAAGCAAUUGGGAGGUCGGGGAUUAGCUAGUAGGCCUUCGGUACCGCAUGCGGCUAAUCAGGUACCGGGUCCGGCCCAGGAAAUGUCGUCGAGUGCCCAAAAAGUCGCGGCUAAGGAACGUCGAGAGUCAGGCACGCCGUCGGCUCGUCAAAAGUCCUCCGACUCGGGGGAUGGGAUCACGCACCCGAAGGAUUUCCACAUAUAUUACGGACGCUGGAAAGACGACGGCCUUGGUAAAGAGCGGGAUCGGAUCUAUCCGGUCAUGGUUCUAGGGUGGGAUAGCCAGAACGGAAGUGGUCUGAAGGAUAGCGACCUCAACGCCACCGGCCUCCUCAAGAAAAAAGCCAAGCCGCCGAAUUGCUAUACUUACGAUUCCCGUAAGAUUACCGGUUGGGCGCCUGGAUACGAGGACGGUGGCCCCAAAGUCAGGUUCAGGAAAUUCCCCGUCAUGUUCUUUGAUGAGUCGCAGACUGUUGGAUGGUUCCCAGCUCGAGACUUGAUGAAGUUUCCGCUAGAUAAACGCAAGGCACCGGCCCAACCUGACCAUCCUUUUAACGCUGCGCGUCGGUGGAUCGCCGAGAGAGAAGGUUUCGAGACGUGGGAGGAUCGGGAAAUGGCGCGAACUGGUGGUAAGUCAUUCAAUUUGAUGCUAGUCAAGAAAUUCACUCGCCUUGUCUCUUCUCAAUUUCUUGCUCACACGUUUUAACAAUAUUUCUCACAGCCCAUCGCCCGUCUGUUUCGCCGCUUACGCCGGCCGAGUCCGCUAACGCCGCCUCUCAUACCGAUCACGCAGAGGAUAACGAUUCAGACGACUGGAUUUCUGAGUCGGAUGCGCCGUCAGUAAACUCGGCGGUCACGGAAAAGAUGAUGCAAGAGUUGCGAGAAA
Molecule: messenger RNA, 1954 nt
Organism: Annulohypoxylon truncatum
Lineage: Eukaryota; Fungi; Ascomycota; Sordariomycetes; Xylariales; Hypoxylaceae
Exons: 2
Coding region: 146-1774 (542 amino acids)
Source: RefSeq, a predicted model, not a curated record